Messenger RNA from Rotaria sp. Silwood2, 978 nucleotides. Lineage: Eukaryota; Metazoa; Rotifera; Eurotatoria; Philodinida; Philodinidae. The record is from the annotation of a GenBank genome assembly.
AUGUUUUGUUUGGUUACUUUGAUAUUUCUCUUCUAUGUUGUUUAUCAAGUUUAUAAGUAUUUUUUUCCAUCAUCCGACAUCAAUACUCAAGGAAAAUAUGUUCUUAUAACUGGUUGCGAUAGUGGCUUUGGUAAUGCUCUAGCUAUUGAACUAGAUCAACGAGGUUUCAAUGUAUUGGCCGGUGUCUUCAGUGAGAAAAGUCGAGAUUCACUCGUCAAUUGUCUCUCAUCACGAGCAACGGUCUUUUGUCUUGAUAUAACUCGUCAAGAUCAAAUUGAUUCAGUUUACCAGAUGGUUCAAGAAAAAACAAAUGUACUUCAUGCUCUAGUUAACAAUGCCGGCAUCAGUGAAAAUGGUCCCAUCGAUUGGAUUACAAUGAAUACAAUGCGCAAAUUGAUGGAUGUGAAUUUUUUUGGACAUGUAGCCAUGACAAAAAAGUUUUUACCCUUACUCAUUGCCAAACGAGAUUCACGUGUGGUGAACGUUUCAUCAAUUGCUGGCUUCUUAGUUGGACCGAGUUCAGCUGCAUAUAGUGCUUCAAAAUAUGCUCUUGAAUCGUUCUCGGAUUGUCUUCGUCGGGAAAUGACUGUAUGGGGUUUACGAGUGAGUAUAAUCGAGCCUGGUGCUAUGCGAACACCAAUUGUCGAAGGACAUGAUCGUGCAGCACAUAAUUUAUGGGCAAAUCUUUCCAAUGACGUCAAAGAACGAUGGGGCGAAGAAUUUUUCCAACAUCAAGUCAAGAACUUAGAAAACAAUACAAUUAUGAAAAUGGCUGAAAAUCCAAGUAAAGUAAUAGAAGCACUUCGGCAUGCUGUCAUGAAUACACGUCCAAAUAUUCGUUAUCGACCUGGUUGGCAAUCAAGUCUUGUUUUUUUUCCACUUUCCAUGUGCCCUGCUUGGUUGGUUGAUUUCUUAAUGGAUAUGGGUCGUGAUAAACGCGUGACACCUGAUGGUGUUCUCAAGCAACUUAUGAACUGA